Molecule: messenger RNA, 2904 nt
Organism: Xiphophorus maculatus (southern platyfish)
Lineage: Eukaryota; Metazoa; Chordata; Actinopteri; Cyprinodontiformes; Poeciliidae
Product: NLR family CARD domain-containing protein 3-like
Exons: 9
Coding region: 322-2781 (819 amino acids)
Molecular function (GO): protein binding
Source: RefSeq, a predicted model, not a curated record
GAUAAAUGAAGGCAGAUUCUUCUCCUGGGUUCAUUUCAAUGUUUUCUCUGUCAGUGUGAACUAGAAGCAGCUCCACAGAGAUGAAAACAGCCGCAGAGACUCUGAGCGGAGCUAACGAUGCUAACGAUGCUAACAGGCUCCAGCAGCAGCUUCAGAGGAGCUGUGGCUCCUAAACUGGAGCUUCAGCUCCAACAGAGCUGAAUCAAAGCUCUACAACUCUGGUUUAGACGAUAAGAUGCUGAGCUUCCGGUCUGAAGAUCAGCCUCCAUUUUGAGCUGCAGGAUGGAAAUAACUUGCUGACUUGUUACUAGAGGCCAGAAGAUGAAAGAUCAGGACAGAGCAGAACCUCCAGGAUCCAUCAGUCCAUCUAUGAGGAGUGACUGGUCCAAAGAAAACAAUCCAGAGUUCAGUAAUGAACCUGAACCAUCAGACAGAAAGAGCUGUGAGUGUGAAGAAAGACCCAGAACAGGAGCUGAACGGCCGACAGCCAAUCAGAGCAGCUGUUCUCCAGAUUUUGAUAUUCGGUGUCAGAGUGACCAUAAAGCGUCUCUGAAGAAGAAGUUCCAGAGUCUCUCUGAAGGCGUCGCUGAACCUGGAAAUCAAACCGUUCUGAACCAGAUCUACACAGAGCUCCACAUCACAGAGGGAUUAACUAGAGAGGUCAACCAGGAACAUGAGGUCAGACACAUUGAAACAGCAUCCAGGAAACAAGAAACAAUCAGAAGAGAAGACAUCUUUAAAGUCCCACCUGGAAGAGAUGAACCAAUCAGAACAGUGAUGACCAUGGGAGUGGCUGGCAUUGGGAAAACACUGUUAACACAGAAGUUCACUCUGGACUGGGCUGAAGGCAAAACCAACCAGAACAUUGAUUUCAUAUUUCCAUUCACUUUCAGAGAGCUGAAUAUGUUGAAAGAAGAAAAGUUCAGCUUAUUAGGACUGAUUCAUAAAUUAUUUUCUAAAACCAAAGAAAUCAGCAGCUUUGAAACGUUCCAGGUUCUGUUCAUCUUUGAUGGUCUGGAUGAAAGUCGAUUUACUCUGAAUUUCAAGAACAAUCUGAUCCUGACUGAUGUUACAGAGUCCAGCUCAGUGGAUGUUCUGGUGACAAACCUCAUCAGGAGGAAACUGCUUCCCUCUGCUCUCCUCUGGAUAACCACACGACCUGCAGCAGCCAAUCAGAUCCCAGCAACGUUUGUUGACAUGGUGACAGAGGUCAGAGGGUUCACUGACCCCCAGAAGGAGGAAUACUUCAGGAAGAGAUUCAGAGAUGAUGAAGAGAAGGCCAGCAGGAUCAUCUCCCACAUCCAGAAAUCAAAAAGUCUCCACAUCAUGUGUCACAUCCCAGUUUUCUGCUGGAUCACUGCUAAAGUUCUGGAGGAUGUGAUGAAGACCAGAGAGGGAGAAAAACUGCCAAAGACUCUGACUGAGAUGUACAUAGCAUUCCUGGAGGUUAACUUCGCAAUCAAGAAGGAAAAGUAUGAUGGAGGAAAAAAGACAAGAUCAAUCUGGAGUCCAGAGAACAAGAAGCUGAUUGAGUCUCUAGGAAAACUGGCUUUUGAGCAGCUGCUGGAGGGAAACCUGAUCUUCUAUGACGAAGAGCUCAAAAAGUGCGACAUCAACAUCAAAGAUGCUGCGUUGUUCUCAGGAGUGUUCACUGAAAUGUUUAAAAGAGAGAGAGGGACGUGCGACAUCUCUGUCUACUCCUUUGUUCAUCUGAGCAUCCAGGAGUUUCUGGCUGCAGUCUACAUGCUCCACUGUUUCACCAGCAGGAAGUCAGAGGUGAUCAAGACGUUUCUGGGAGAAAAAUACAGAAAAACAUCUCUAGAUGAGUUCAUGAAGAAAGUCAUGGAGAAAUCCCUCAGCAGUGAAAAUGGCCACCUGGACCUGUUUGUCCGCUUCCUUCAUGGUCUCACUGUGGAGUCCAACCAGAGACUCUUAGAAGAUCUGCUGGGUCAGACAGAGAACAGUCCAGAAACCAUCCAGAGAAUCAUCACCAACCUGAAGGAGAUGAACACUGAUGAUAUCUCUCCUGACAGAAGCAUCAACAUCUUCUACUGUCUGGUGGAGAUGAACGACGUCUCAUUUUAUCAGGAGAUCCAACGGCUGCUGGAUUCAGGGAAGCAGCUCUCAGAGACUGACUGUUCAGCUCUGGCCUUCAUGCUGCAGAUGUCAGAGGUUCUGGGUGAGUUGGACCUGGAGAAGUACAACACAUCAGAUGAUGGACGACGGAGACUGGUUCCAGCUGUGAGGAACUGCAGAAAGGCUCGACUUGGUGGCUGUUCGCUCCUAAAGGCUGAAUGUGAAGUUUUGGCCUCGGCUCUGAAGUCCAACCCAGAUCUGACUGAACUGGAAAUAAAUCAGAUCUACAUAGAUGAAGGUGGAGACUCUGAUCUGAAGCCUCUGGUUGAGAUCCUGGAGAGUUCAGUCAGUAAAGUGAAGAAUCUGAGAUUGUUUGACUGCAGUUUGUCAGAGACCAGCUGGACUUCUCUGUUCUCAGCUCUGAAGUCCAAACCGACCCAUCUGACAGAACUGGAGCUGAGCUGGAGCAACCUGGAAGGUUCUGGAGUGAAGGAGCUCUGUGGUUUUCUACAGACUGAAGGCUGCAGACUGAAGAAAUUGAGAUUGUGGACCUGCAGUUUGUCAAAGAUCAGCUGUGAUUAUUUGGCCUCAACUCUGAAGUCCAACCCGACCCGUCUGACAAGACUGGACCUGAGUGGAAACGACCUGAAGGAUUCAGAUGUUCAGCAGCUGAAGAAUCUUGUAAAGACUUUAAUGUUGUACUGAUCUCUGUGAAGUAGAAAAUGGUCUCAGUGUCCUGCUGAUCCUCAGAGGUUGAAGCUGCAGCAGUUUGAGUCUAAAGAGACUCUGACUGGAUCAUGAUGAUGACCUCUGACCUCCAACGUUUUC